CAGGUGGGCGGUAAAAAAAAACAAAACAGUCCGCUCCGGUUCGACUCUCGGUCCGUGUCGUCUGUGAGCAGCUCCGUCUACGUUUAAACGAAGGAGGAGGCGGAAAUAAGGAGGUCAAGCUGCGGAGGAGAUAAGCGGCUCUCAGAUGGAGUGGCUGUGCGGACCGGAGCUCCCGUUCUGGGUCGAGAAUCAGACACUCCACACGGAUCGGCCCGACCUCCCAGAGUGUUUUCAGCUCUCCGUACUAUCAUGGCUGCCGUGUGUCUACCUGUGGGCAGCCGGUCCAUUUUACAUCUUCUAUCUGAAGAGGAACAACAAAGGCUAUAUCAUGAUGUCCAUCGUGAACAGAGUCAAGACGGCGUUUGGCUUGUUGUUGUGGAUCGUAUGUUGGACGGAUCUCUUCUACACAUUCCAUGAGCUGAGGCAUGGACACAUCGAGCCGCCCAUCUACUUCAUCACCCCGCUGGUGCUCGGCAUGACCAUGCUCUUGGCCACGUUUCUGAUCCAGUUUGAAAGGUUACGUGGAGUUCAAUCCUCAGGGGUCCUCUUCAUCUUCUGGUUCCUGUCUUUGCUGUGUGCCAUUGUGCCUUUCCGCUCCAAGAUCCUUCAGGUGUACAGCCAGACUGAAGUGACAGACAAGCUGCGAUUCACGACCUUCUACCUCUACUUCAGCCUGGUGGUCUGCGAGCUGAUUCUCUCCUGCUUCAAUGAGAAACCUCCUCUCUUCUCCAGCGUUGUUACAGAUGCUAACCCCUGCCCUGAAAACACAGCAGGAUUUCUUUCCUCCAUAACAUUUUGGUGGUUCACCAAGUUCGCCAUUAAGGGCUACAAAAUGCCUCUGGAGGCCAAAGACCUGUGGUCUUUGAACCAGCGUGACAGCUCCAAGGUGAUGGUGCCCAAACUGCUGGCUGAGUGGGAGAAAGAGCAGGCCAAAGCCAACAGUGAACAGACACUUUCCAGUCAGGCUGUAUACUCCAAGUCGCCGCCGUCAACCACCAAUCAUCAUCCAGGAGGUCAAAGCAGCCCAGAUGAAGUCGAGGUGCUUCUGUCUGAUAAGAAGGCUUCUCCUCGACAGGCAUCGUUUCUACGCGCCCUCCUCAAAGCCUUUGGCCCCUAUUUUCUGAUUGGCUCAGCCUUCAAACUCUUGCAGGAUGUGAUCAUCUUCAUCAACCCUCAGCUCCUCAGGAUGUUGAUCGGGUUCACCAAACAGAAGGGUGUUCCUGAUUGGUGGGGUUAUGCGCUGGCCUUCCUCAUGUUCUUUACAGCCGUUCUGCAGACUCUCGUCCUCCACCAGCAGUUCAACUACUGUUUCAUCACUGGCAUGAAUGUGCGCACAGCUGUUAUUGGAGCCAUCUACAGAAAGGCACUAGUGAUAACCAAUGCUGCUAAACGCUCGUCGACGGUGGGAGAGGUGGUUAACCUGAUGUCCGUGGAUGCUCAGAGGUUCAUGGAUCUCACCACCUUCCUCAACAUGCUUUGGUCUGCUCCUCUGCAGAUAAUGCUGGCGCUCUAUUUCCUCUGGCAGACUCUCGGCCCGUCAGUCUUGGCUGGAGUGGCCGUCAUGAUCCUGCUGAUCCCGUUAAAUGCCGUUAUUGCCAUGAAAACGCGAGCCUACCAGGUUGAGCAGAUGCAGUACAAAGACACCCGCAUCAAACUAAUGAAUGAGAUCCUGAAUGGAAUCAAGGUGCUGAAGCUGUACGCCUGGGAGAACUCCUUUAAGGAGAAGGUUCUCGCCAUUCGGCAGAAGGAGCUUAAUAUUCUGCGUAAGAUGGCCUACCUGGGAGCUCUGUCCACCAUGGCCUGGACCAGUGCGCCUUUCUUGGUGGCCAUGACAACAUUUGCGGUGUACGUGACUGUGGAUGAGAACAACGUGCUGGAUGCAGAGAGGGCCUUCGUGUCUCUCUCGCUCUUUAACAUCCUCAGGUUUCCUCUCAACAUGCUUCCACAAGUCAUCAGCAGCUUGGUGCAGGCCAGCGUUUCGCUUAAGCGAAUCCAACAUUUCCUGAGUCACGAUGAGCUGGACCCAAAGUCUGUGGACAAGAAAAGCACAGCUUCAGACUGCUCGGUGACUGUUGUUAACGGGAAGUUCACGUGGGCUAAAGAAGAUCCUCCUGUUCUGCAGAGUAUUAACUUAAUGGUGCCCCAGGGCUCCCUGCUGGCAGUGGUCGGCCAAGUUGGCUGUGGGAAAUCCUCGCUGAUCUCUGCGCUGCUGGGCGAAAUGGAGAAACUCGAGGGAGCGGUUUCUGUUCGGGGAUCAGUGGCAUAUGUACCUCAGCAGGCCUGGAUACAGCAUGCCACUCUGCGGGACAAUAUCCUCUUUGGGAAUCCCUACAAUGAGCAAAAGUACCGCUGCGUUUUGGAGGCCUGCGCCUUGACACCGGAUCUGGAUGUGCUCCCUGGAGGAGACUUGACUGAGAUAGGCGAGAAGGGCAUCAACCUCUCUGGUGGUCAGAGACAGAGGGUGAGUUUAGCCCGAGCGCUGUACAGCGAUGCUGAUGUCUACCUGCUGGAUGACCCGCUGUCCGCUGUGGAUGCUCACGUGUCCAAACACAUCUUUGACAACCUGAUCGGUCCAGAGGGAGCGUUAAGAGGCAAGACACGUAUUGUGGUGACACAUAGCAUCACCUACUUGCCUCAGGUGGACAACAUCGUGGUGCUGGUGGAUGGCAGGGUGUCGGAGAUGGGCUCCUACCAGGAACUGCUUAAACAGGACGGAGCUUUUGCUGAAUUUCUCAGGAAUUACUCUCUAGAGGACAUCAUAGAGGACGAUGAGGUGGCGGAGGAGUUAAUUGAAGAUGAGGAAUAUAAUGACGAUGUCCUCAGCAACCACAUCGACAUGGUGGACAGCGAGCCAGUCGUCAAUGAAGCAAAGAGAAAUUUUAUGAGACAAAUUAGCAUAAUUUCAUCGGAGGGAGAGAACCCCAGGCCCCGCUCAGUGAGGAGGUAUGUUUGCAACAUGAAGAAAUACCCAGAGCUGCCAGAGAAGAAGAAACCACAAGAGGUGGAGAAACUUAUCCAGGCAGAGACCGCAGAAACAGGCCGGGUGAAAGCCAAAGUUUACCUGGAGUACGCCAAGGCGGUGGGACUGCUGCUGUCCGUGUUAAUCUGUUUCCUCUACGGCUGUCAGAGCGGCGCUGCUAUUGGUGCAAACAUCUGGCUCAGUCAGUGGACUGAAGACGCCUCAAGCAAUCAGACAAAGGAACACGUUCAUAUGAGGGUGGGGGUGUACACAGCACUGGGCAUAGCACAAGGUGCGCUGGUGUUGGUUAACUGCACGUUGUGCCGGGCCUACGGUGUGCUCCGGGCAGCCAAGCUCACCCACCUCAACAUGCUUCAGAGGGUCCUGCGAGCCCCGCAGGCCUUCUUCGAGAGCAACCCCACUGGGCGGUUACUAAACCGCUUCAGCAAAGACGUGGACGCGAUUGACUCGCUCAUCCCCGACAAUAUUGACAUAUGGAUGCGCACUUUCUGGUACACACUGACUGUGCUGCUCAUAUGCUCUGCCCUCACCCCAGUGUUCCUCCUAGUCAUAGCCCCGCUAACGGUGCUCUAUUGGUGGGUUCAGAUUUACGUUGCCACAUCUCGCCAGCUGAAGCGUCUGGAGUCCAUCAGCCGCUCUCUAUACUCCCAUUUCUCUGAGACCGUCACGGGCUCCAGCGUCAUCCGAGCCUACGGCAGGAACUCUGUCUUUGUUUGGAUGAGCGACCUGAAAGUGGAUGAGAACCAAAAGAGUUACUACCCAGGUAUCGUGUCCAACAGGUGGCUUGGCGUACGUAUCGAGUUCAUUGGGAGCUGCAUUGUGCUGUUUGCUGCUCUGUUUGCUGUGAUUGGAAAAGACAAGCUCAACCCAGGUCUCGUGGGACUAUCCGUGUCCUACGCUCUGCAGGUGACCAUGUCUUUGAACUGGAUGGUUCGCAUGACUUCAGAUCUGGAGAGCAACAUUGUAGCAGUAGAGCGAGUGAGGGAGUACUCUGAAACCAAGACAGAGGCUCCAUGGGAGGUGGAGGACAAGAAGCCUCCUCCAGAUUGGCCCAUGGUGGGAAAUGUGGACUUUCACAACUACAGCGUUCGGUACCGAGAGGGACUGGAUCUGGUUCUGAAGAAUCUCACGCUGAGCGUCAGAGGAGGAGAGAAGAUUGGUAUCGUGGGUCGUACCGGAGCCGGAAAGUCCUCCAUGACGUUGUCCCUCUUCAGAUUACUGGAGGCCGCAGGUGGGGACAUCACCAUUGACCAAGUUAAGAUCUCUGAGAUCGGCCUGCACGACCUGAGGUCCAAACUGACCAUCAUUCCACAGGAGCCUGUGCUGUUCUCUGGAACCCUGAGGAUGAACAUCGACCCUUUUGAGAAGUACGACGAUGAGGACGUGUGGAAAGCUCUGGAACAUUCUCACCUCCACAGAUUCAUCAGCAACCAGCCCUCAAAGCACCUGGAGUGUUCCGAAGGAGGAGAGAACCUCAGCGUAGGCCAGCGGCAGCUGGUGUGCCUCGCUCGCGCUCUGCUGAGGAAGAGCAGGAUCCUCAUCCUGGAUGAAGCAACCGCCGCUAUCGAUCUGGAGACGGACGACCUCAUCCAGUCCACCAUCAGGACACAGUUUGAGGACUGCACCGUCUUCACCAUCGCACACAGGCUGAACACCAUCAUGGAUUACACGAGAGUGCUGGUGUUGGACAAGGGGCAGAUUGCAGAAUUCGACACUCCGGCAAACCUCAUAUCGCAGAGAGGAAUCUUCUACAGCAUGGCCAAAGAUGCAGGACUGGCACAGUGAAAACAAAAAAA
Messenger RNA from Thalassophryne amazonica, 4776 nucleotides. It is a transcript of the gene abcc3, whose product is annotated as ATP-binding cassette, sub-family C (CFTR/MRP), member 3. Gene Ontology annotation, cellular component: membrane. Gene Ontology annotation, molecular function: ABC-type transporter activity; ATP hydrolysis activity; ATP binding. The record is from RefSeq and is a predicted model, not a curated record. NCBI's taxonomy places the organism in Eukaryota, Metazoa, Chordata, Actinopteri, Batrachoidiformes, Batrachoididae. Gene Ontology annotation, biological process: transmembrane transport.